AAGCCGUUUGAUAAUUAAUUUUUAUUCCGCCGUAUAUGGUGUAUAGGUUAGAAAGAGACAACUGUAGGUGUUGGAAGAUAAAAGCCGGCUGACGGUAAGAAAAGAACAAAACGGUAGACAAACGACCAACAAACGAAAUACCAAAGUAGUGCUUGUGCCGCCGAUCAGAAGAGAGCUCCAACGAACGGAAAAAAACGUGGUUUUGCCGCAGAAAAUAACAGAAGAAAACUGGAUAACAGUGCAGAAAAAAAUUGUCAAAAAAAAUAGAAGCGGGUUUUUUCUAAAUUAACGCCAACAAAGAAACCGUUAAAAGAAGUUUGAAAGAAAAGCAAAAACACUCAUUAAAAAAAACAGAAUUUCUUUUCAUACGGAUUAAAAAAAAAGAAAAUGGAAACUGAAAACUCCAAUCUAACUCCUGCCGCUGCUACUGAGGAGGCUGCAGCCACUAAGAAUGGCGGCAACGCAACUCAAGAAGUCUCAUCCACAACUCAAGCUGUUGAGCCCACCAAACGCUCAUUGCGUGUGCAAACAUGGAAGAAAUUGCAAGAAAACAAAUUUGGUGUAGGUUUCAAUGCCAUUUUCAAUCGCAUACCAGGUUUUGUGGACAGUGACAAGGCCGGCGCUCUAUUGGCCGAAACUGAGGAAUUCAAAAAUGCCAAGGAAAUUAAGGUUUUAAUUGAUCGCGCUUUGUCUGUCGCUAAAUUGCAAACAUUACUUGCUGGCAAGAAUUUGUAUUUGCCCAGUACACGCGAUUCUAAGGCUUUGUACUUGAAGGUCGAUGUACCAGCCGAUGCAACAGAAGAACAAAAGAACGAAAUUCUCAAUAUCCAGAAUCUUGAAAAACAUCGUAUUGAAAUUUCUUUGGAAAACAAACUCGAACUGGAUAUGGUCAUCAUUGGUUCAGUUGUUGUGUCACGCGAUGGCUAUCGCAUUGGUCGCGGCAAUGGUUUCAAUGACUUAGACAUCGGUCUCCUUAUGGAAAUUGGCUCUAUAACUGAUAAAACCGUCAUUGCCACAAUGGUACAUGACUCUCAAGUGGUUGAUAAUCUACCAACAAAUCUAUUCCAAAGAUAUGAUUCUCCCGUUGAUAUGAUUAUUACACCCACCGAGGUUAUACGCGUUGCCAAACGUUUGCCCCGUCCCACUGGCAUUUUCUGGGAAUUACUCUCAGAACGUCGCCUUAAAAUGAUACCCGUACUCCAAGUACUCAAAGAAACUCAGGAACAGGCCGGCAAGGUCAUUGUCCUCAAAGAGGAAGACACAGAUGUUGAACAGCAUCAACGCAACCAUAAUCGUCGUCGUUACUUACCACGUCGUCGCUAUGGUGGCAAUCGUCGUUAUCAACGUCGUACUGUCUCACAGAAUAAUGCCGAACAACAGCAAGGUGGCGAAAAUAAUGGCCAACAACAGAAACGUAAUCCACCACAAAGAAGACGUUUCAUCAAUCGCAGAAGACGUCCAACUAAGUCCGAAGGUGAUCAAUCUGGUGUAGAAUCGAAGAGUCAAGAUCGUAAAUCGGCUGGCGAAGGUGGCAACAGAAGACCAAAGUCACGUAAGAAUCGCCCAACACGCGAUUUCUCUGUUAAAGUAUCCAACAUUUCACGUGAUGUCCGCAUCAAGGAUUUGAAGAAAGAAUUGCGUAGUCGCGAAUGUAAUCCAAUGGCCAUUACAUGGAAGGGACAAUAUGGUCGCUGUUAUUUGCAUUUCGGCAAUCGUAAUGGCCAACCCAGCACUGAAGAUGACAUGAACAAAGUGCUGGAAGCUUUGAACGAUCUCUCCUUGACUAUCACACCCAGUGAUAAUAAAAAUGACAAAACCAGCCCUGCUGCCACCAAUGGUGAAGAGGGUGGAGCUGCUGGUGAUGCUGGUGGUGAGCAACAGGAACAAAAAACCGAGGAACAAAAAACCGAGGAACAUAAAACAGAGGAACAAAAAACCGAGGUACAAAAAACCGAGGAGGCUGCUGAUGCCACCCCCAAAGCAACCAAGGUUGUCAACUUGAAGGUGGAAUUGAUCAAACACAGUGACAAAGCAAAAAGUAAUGCAGCUGCUGCAGUAGGACCAGGAGCAGAAGCAGUUACUGCUGGAGCUGGUGGCGCCGUUAAUGGCGGUGGAGAUCCAGCUACUGGCGGAGAUGCUAGCUCAGCACGUAUUGAGUCUGUCGAUACCACUACGGUAUAGUGUGAGAUGCGGGCUGUUUUAAAACGGCUGUACUUUUGGUUUGGAUAUUUGGAAUCGUGCGUUAUAGCUUUGGAUGAUGAUUCACUGAUUGUUUAGCGUUGUGUUGGUACUAUGCUGCUCUCUCAGGUGUUUCAUCAUUCCUACUAUAUAUUUUUUGUCUUCAUCAAGUUCUUCUCUCACAUACUGCUUUUAUAAAUAUAGUUUAAAUAGAUUCGUGUCGCCUAGUUUUUUAUUUCCAUAAAAUCUCUCCAAUAUUUUUAAAUUAACGGUUUUUGGAGUUUUCUUAAAUUUAAUUUCAUGGCAGCUAAAAUUGCGCGCGCUGUGCUGUUUAUUUAGCUUUUUCUCAAUGCAUUUGUUAUAUAGAUCUGAUUUUAUUUUAAUACUCCUGUGCAGGGAGUUGUUGGGAAAAUGCCACUUUACUUGUAUGAUGUUUUUCUCAAUAAUUUCCUGCUCAAUAUUAUUGUUAAAUAUUUUAUGUAAUUAAAAUAAUGUAAUUUUUCUUAAUUUUUUUUUUAAUAUUUGUAUAUUACUCAAUCACAAACGCCACUUAUGCGAUCUCCAAAUAUCCAUCACCAUUUAUAAUCGUAAUUUAUUUGUUUAAAAAGAAAUUAUUUUCAUUUGAAAGUAGUGGGGGGAAAGAUUAACACGAUGAUGCAAUACGCUUUUCCGACAGCUGAGCUGUCGGCUAGGUUGCGUAUCUGUGUCAUCUAAAGGUCUAUCUUGUCUGUCCAACUCUUCAUCAAAAUGAGAAUUAUCUUUUUUUAUAUAUAUAUAUGAAAUAUAUUUUCUCUUUACAACUUCAACAACAACAAAAUAUUUGUAUGAAGAAUGAACAAAACAAAACAAAAAAAAAAAUAUUGAAAAAAAUCUUUAUAAAAAAUCAACAAAAAAAUGAAUACUGAACUAACAAAGAAAUAAUCAUGUUUAAAAACAAAAUAAAAAAGGAAACAUGUCUUGUAUGUUACAACAAUA
Calliphora vicina (urban bluebottle blowfly) is the source of this 3153-nucleotide messenger RNA. RefSeq names its product lost (gene lost). NCBI's taxonomy places the organism in Eukaryota, Metazoa, Arthropoda, Insecta, Diptera, Calliphoridae. The transcript is spliced from 6 exons. Gene Ontology annotation, cellular component: cytoplasm. The coding region runs from base 388 to 2181 and encodes 597 amino acids. The record is from RefSeq and is a predicted model, not a curated record.